Molecule: messenger RNA, 367 nt
Organism: Saprolegnia parasitica CBS 223.65
Lineage: Eukaryota; Oomycota; Saprolegniomycetes; Saprolegniales; Saprolegniaceae
Exons: 1
Molecular function (GO): protein binding
Source: RefSeq, a predicted model, not a curated record
AUGAUGGUGAUCCGAGUCAACUACGUGUAUCUCAGUGUCCGGCGUACUGCAGCGCGCUGGCUCGAGAGGGCACUGCCGGUGCUCGAAGCUACCUUGGGCCCUGACCCCUCGACGACAACGCGAGCUGCGUCGUGCCUGGGCAACAUCUACCUCUUCACGGGCCAACUUUACAAGUCGCUCACCGAGCGCCUCGCGGCGACUGCGGAGCAGACGCUCGGGCCCGACAACAGCGACACCAAUGUGCACAAGAUGAGCGUCGCAGCGCUCGAGCUCAUGACUGAGAGCGUACCAGAGGCCACGUCGCUUCUCCUCCGACUCGAAGCGUCUUUGGUCAAGUGCCCCAAGCUCACGCACCAGCUUCGUGAUG